AUGUACUUCCUGGUUAAAAGCAUUAGUGCUGAACUACUAUUCACACCGAGGAUUUCCUCUGAAUUAAAAUAGAUGCUGCUUUUUAGACAGUGAAGUUUUUUUUCCGCCUUGUAUGUUUAAUUAUGUCAGGAAGAAAAAGAAGGAUGGUAGAAGUGAGUAGAGCAGCUGAGCCGGCUGAAAACAGCCAGAAAAAACGAUCGGAUUUAACGCUGAAGAAGCCCAUUCAGUGUGAAAGUCAUGAGACAGAGCGAAGUCCUUAUUUCCCCCCUAAAUGUGACCUGCAGCUGAGACUGGGGGAGGACUUUUUCAACCAACCAUGCAUCAAUUUGGCUCAAGCGUUCCUCGGCAAGGUAAUGCUGCCUGCUACUAGCUUAAUGUUGAAUAUAUUGAAGGAUGAAAAGGCAUUUGGUGUCAUUUUUCUUUUAUUUUUAACUGUGCAAUGUCCAAAGGGAGUCCAAAGGGUAUAAUGCAACAAAAUAACUGAAAUUAGGUAAUCAUAAACAAAAAAAAAUUCUUACAUAUACAUAUAGGUUCAGAAAAAGAAAAGCUUCGUCCAUCAUGAAAAUUGCAGCUGACUAAUUUAUUUGCAAACAUACAAUUUGAGCGCUUUCCUGUUCCUGCAGGUGUUGGUGCGCACCUGUGCAGAUGGUACCGAGCUGCGGGGGAGGAUAGUGGAAACGGAGGCAUACCUUGGAGGGGAGGACAAAGCCUCACACUCAGCUGGAGGAAAACGCACCGAAAGGAACACAGCCAUGUUUAUGAAGCCUGGCACAAUCUACGUGUAUCCAAUCUAUGGCAUGUACCUCUGUAUGAAUGUGUCCAGUGAAGGUAAGAACACACUAAAACAGUGGUUCUCAACUGGUCUCACUUUUGGACCCACAUUUUCCCAUGGUCCUUAAGUCACAAUCCACUUUUAUAAAAUUCAAACCAAGCAAAUGUCUUUUUAAAAUAAACUUUAAAAUAACCAUAAUUUAUAAAUGGUAAAUAUAUAUUUUAUUAAUGUUUAACCAUCAUUUAAAAACAGCAUAUAGACCAAUUAUAAAAUGGCAAAUAGAUAGUUUAUUAAUGUACGUUAAUAAUUACUUUACCAUUAACAAGCAAUGAAAUUAUGAUUAAUAAUUUUCAAUAAUCAUCAAUGGACUACUUAUUAAAGGUUUAUAUAGGGUUUAAAUAUUGGUUGUAAAACAGCAUGAUUAAAAUGUGUGUCAGUAGCACUUUGUAAAUGGUUAUUUUUUGUUUUUUUAACCAUCUAUAAAUAUUACUUAGAUGGUUAUUGUAAAGUUAGGGUUAGGUUUUUAAAAGUUAUAAUUUAUUAAUGGUCUAUAUGUUAUUUAUAAAUGAUGAUUAAACAUUAAUAAACUAUCUGCUUACGAUUUAUAAAUGGUUGUUUUACCAUUUAUAAGUUAUGGUUAUUGUAAAGUGUUACCUGUUGCAGAGCACAUGAACUGAAGACAACAACUACUUAAGUUGCAUAUACAGAAAAUAUCAAACUGCACAAAAUGAAGACCAACAAAAUGAAAAAUUUGACUUAUAUGCAUCUCUGCAUUCAGAGCAUAUUCAGAAGAACCUGAGGAGGACCAUGCAACAGCAUGGACAAAAGUGAAUAAAUAUCAAAUUGCACAAAAUAAAGACAAAAAGAAGGAACUUUUUAACGCCUGCCUUUUAAAAUAAGCUAUUUUUCAAAAUAAAAGACAUUUCAAACAUCAGAUGCGCAUGAAAUAUUUAUAUUUUUGACCAGCGACCCAUCCAGAACAUGGCCGCGACCCACUUUUGGGUCAGGACCCACCAGUUGAGAACCACUGCACUAAAACAUAAGCUGUGCUCUUGUACUGCUGCAUGCUAACAGAAAUGUUUUAAAAGAAGUGGAUUCAUGAGCUAUCCUCCAACUGUGUAAUAUCAAAUUAAUCUAGUGGUGUUUCCCAUGAUCAAGGAGACAGAAUGGAGUCUUGCUGACUAAUACACAUGGUGUGCUGUAUUUCUCAGGGGAGGGUGCUGCCGUGCUGCUGCGUUCCUUGGAGCCCCUGCAGGGUCAGCCCAUCAUGAGGCAGCUGAGGGCGGCCAGACGCAAAGAGGGAGCCCCUAAAUUAAAGGAAAAAGAGCUCUGUAACGGGCCUUCAAAGCUGUGCCAGGCUAUGAACAUACCCCGCUGUUUUGACCGACGAGAUCUUGCCUCAGACCCAGAGGUAUGGCUGGAGAGGGACCCAAACACUGAUCCAGAAGAAAACUAUGAUAUAGUAGCAGCACCACGCAUUGGAAUUGAAUCCCAUGGAGAGUGGGCUAAGAAACCAUGGCGGUUUUAUCUUCGUGGCCAUCCUUGUGUUAGUGUUGUGAAUAAAGAGGCAGAGAGAUUGUCUCAGUCUGAAACAGGACAGCACGAUAUUAUAAGGACUUAAAAGGAACAUCAGUCAAACUAUUCUGCCAUCUGAUCCCCUUGUGAACUUAUCCAGCAUCAAACAUGUUUGGCUGAUAUUGGUUUCUCCUCAAAUAUAUGAAAUAACUCUGUAACACUUUUGUAAUUUUGUAAACCCAUGACUACUUUAGCUUAAAUCAAGUAAAAUGUUUAUCAUCUAUUUUGUUAACUCUGUGGACAAUGUGGUUUGUGUCUUUGUGUACGUUUGAUCAUGUGUAGGUAGUGUUUUCUUACCUGCUGUCUUUUAAACACUAAAUGAACCACUCUUAGAGGAUCUUGGAUGUGGAAUUUUAGGGUUGAGGGAAAGACAGGGUUUAACUAGUUAAGGGUUAAAUAGGAUGUUUAGAGGGUUUAAGGCAUGCUUUCAUUAGUGGGUGCAUUAGGAGAGCAUGGACAGAGUUCGCUAAAGACAGUAACAGGAACAUAAGACUAAGCAGCAAAAACAAAUCAGUGGAUCUGGAUGAGGUGGGAUAAUGUUGGUCAGGGGCCAAAAUUUAACAAGCGGAAAUGUUCAUCCCUUUUCCUCUUCUCAUUUAAUUUAGAAAGUAAAGAUAGGUAGAUCAUACACCCCAAUCCUAGCACUACAAAUGUCUGACAUUUUUCUGCAUACUCUUCUUUGUUUCCCCCCCUUCCCUCCUCUCAGGGGGGUAAAGCAAACAGCCUAACUCUGCAGGGGUUAGCUCCCGCCUAAAUAGGCUUCUCAUCCUGACUCUGCCACCCCUAUCACCUACCUGCCUACCUGCAGCUGGCAUAUAUGGAGCCUGAGCCCACUGAACCUGACAACUCCCUAAAUGUUGUAACAUUUAGGGAGUUCAGGGUCCUGCUGGUGGAUAUGAUAGACGGUGGGAGAUGCAUUAAUGAAAGCACAAGCACCUUGUGUUUAUCUGAAAUUCACCCAGCUACAAACUCCUAACAGAAGCUUUGAGUUUAGUCAGAAAAGGACUUAACGCUCCCACUCCAGUUCAUCCAUCGCAAGUGUUUCCUCACAAUAAACAGUCAAACACCCUU
Molecule: messenger RNA, 3418 nt
Organism: Xyrichtys novacula (pearly razorfish)
Lineage: Eukaryota; Metazoa; Chordata; Actinopteri; Labriformes; Labridae
Source: the annotation of a GenBank genome assembly